GUCCUGUGUGAGAGAGACAGACAGACACAGACACUUCUAAAGAGCACAGCAUCCUAGUGAAUUCUCUACCUUUGACAGUCUCAGUCCACUGUGUGAGAGAGAGAGAGAGAGAAAAAAGAGGCAAGCACAAGGCUCUCAGUUUGCAACUGUCCUUAAAGAGACUCUCAUACCUGCAAACUUCAAGCCUGAAGUCAGUUCCGCCAGGGGUGAAUUUGGGAAUUCCUUACGCAGUUGCUGGGAGCAAGGGGGGGAAAUGCAGAGCACGGUCGGCACCCAGGUGGCCUGGUUAUGCGCGAUAACCAUCUCUCUGGCCGUACACCCCGUGUGCCUGCAGAAGCCUCCCAAGAGGAAGGUGGUGAGCGGGAGCAUCAAGGCUGUGGGCUGCUGCGAGGAGCUGAAGGACCUGAAGAUGCAGGUGGGCAACCUGACCGCCUUGAUCGAAGAGCUGAGCAAGAAGCAGGAGGACGAGAUGGGGAACGCCAUCGUGCAGGUGAUGGAGCUGGAAGGGACCCUGAAGCAAAUGGACCUGCGCCUCAAUGAUGUGGAAGGGAAGUACUCCGAGAUGAACAACCAGCUGGGCAUCGUGCAGCUCCAGGCGGCCCAAACGGUCACGCAAACAUCCGCUGAUGCUGUCUAUGAUUGCUCAUCUCUUUAUCAGAGGAAUUACAGAACCUCCGGUGUUUACAAGCUACUCCCAGAUGAAUUCCUGGGAACCCCAGAGUUGCAGGUGUACUGCGACAUGGAGACGGACGGGGGUGGCUGGACCGUCAUCCAGAGGCGCAAAGUCGGCCUGACCUCCUUCAACAGAGACUGGAGACAGUACAAACAAGGGUUUGGCAGCAUCCAAGGAGACUUCUGGCUGGGAAACGAACAUAUCCACCGCCUCUCCAGGCGCCCAACCAUGCUACGUGUGGAGCUGGAGGACUGGAACGGCAACAUUCGCUAUGCGCAAUACAACCACUUCACUCUCAGCAAUGAGCUGAACAGCUACCGCCUCUUCCUGGCCAACUACAGUGGCAACAUGCCACACGACUCCAUGAGAUACCACAACAACACAGCCUUCAGCACCAAGGACAAGGACAAUGACAAAUGUGUGGACCACUGUGCGCUGUUACGCAAAGGUGGUUACUGGUACAAUUGCUGCACAGACUCCAACCUGAACGGCGUCUACUACCGCAACGGCGAACACAACAAGAGCACGGAUGGAAUCACCUGGUACGGCUGGCACGGCAAAACCUACUCCCUGAAAAGGGUGGAGAUGAAGAUUCGGCCAGCGGACUUCAAAGCCCAGGGGGACAACAACAAAGUUGAGUAAAGCGGCAGCAACAGCCCCACUUCAGGGUGGGGGGUGACUACGGGGGCGGGGAUAACACAGAAGGAAAAUUUUUAAAUAGCAAAGCACAACCACUCAUCUGAAAAUCCAAGGAAGUUAUAUACAUGGAUGGUGACUCACCUAUGACUAACAGUGCACACCCACCAAAGACUUUUAACCCCCCAAAAAAGUUUCCGCACCUCUCUCAUGACCAGGGUCCCCCAACAGGAUGCCAAAACAUACACCAGGAUCGGGAGCCUCUUGCAACAGCACAAGAAAACAAGAACACUGCCGUACUCACAAUUACCAUAAUGCUGCCCUGGUCUUAGGUGUGGGGCGGAGGAGGGGGGGGGGGGAUAGCUUUAUUUAUGUCCAAACUACAAUUUCAAUGUGGGUUUUAGAUUAGCUCAGCCGCAGAUACAAAUACUGUCAAAAUGUGGUAGGAGAAUUUUUUUUUAAUUUCGAGGUGGGGAAAGGACCCUAAGUCAGGAAGGUAACGAUAAGGAAAUCUUCAAGACAUUUUAUGCUUUGCAAUUUUGCAAGGGAAGGAGGGUGGAGAGGAAGCUCAGUCGCUAGUUUCAAUGGAAGCCAUAAGGGGACUUCUGAUGGCGCAGAGAUGUGGCCAAGGAAUCAUGCUAGCACUGCAGUUCACCAGAGCGUUUGGGGAUACACACACACAACAUUCCGUAAUGGGUUUUCUAAUAUAGGGGGACAAUUUUGGGGAAAUGCGUUGCCAAGGGGUACAUGAAUAAUAAUAAUAAAAAAGAUAGGGAACCACUGUUCUAGCAGAAUGCCAGAAGCAGCCAGCCAGCAGAUUCCAGAUCGUGAAAGUGAUCCAUUGUGGCCGUUCUGCAUUCUUGUUCCUUUUUAAACAAAAGGUAGGCUAAUAUUCUAACUAAACAGUAUUCAGUGUAUGUUAAAAGGUACAAGGGCUAAUAGUGUGAACAAAACAGAUGCACUGUUUGCAUGAGCACACAGUGCAAACGCACAUUCUCAAACUGCCGCAUCACUUACAGGGACAAUCAAUUUUGCAAAACACUUCCAAGACGGACUCUUCUCCUACAGCCUUAUCCUCUGCUUAACUGUAUUGCCAGAGUAGAUUCACAGUUCAUAUGUCUGGGGUUUCAUUCACUUUUUUAUUACAAGAGGGAUUUUGCUUAAUUUAAAUGUGCUGCCUUGUCGUCGGGAGACAGCAGUUUUCUAGGAAGCGUUGUGUAUAUGUUGACUAGCCAAUACUUGGAAAUUGCACCGGGAACACUUGGAACGCAGAUCACGUUACUUUGUAAGACUCUUGCGUGGGAGGUAUACCAGGUGGGUUUGCAUGUACUGUACAUUGAAUAAGUGCUCUGCACAAAAUUGCUAUGUAUGCAUAAUGGAUAUUUUUUUUCUCAAAUUCUAGAAUAAACUUUCUUGUUUUUAA
Messenger RNA from Sphaerodactylus townsendi, 2732 nucleotides. RefSeq names its product angiopoietin like 7 (gene ANGPTL7). Bases 254 to 1315 code for a protein of 353 amino acids. The transcript has 5 exons. NCBI's taxonomy places the organism in Eukaryota, Metazoa, Chordata, Lepidosauria, Squamata, Sphaerodactylidae. The record is from RefSeq and is a predicted model, not a curated record.